Molecule: messenger RNA, 3466 nt
Organism: Chara braunii
Lineage: Eukaryota; Viridiplantae; Streptophyta; Charophyceae; Charales; Characeae
Source: the annotation of a GenBank genome assembly
GUGGUCGUUGUUAGUUGAAGCACAGGCGAUGGGGCCUGUCAGAUCUGCGGCCAUAGCUGGUGCGCUACGGUAGAGUGUGGAAGAAAGGAGUAAGGAGCGACACGACGUGGCGAGGGUAUGCUGUGAAUGAGGAAGGAAAGUAAGCGACUGAGCGGGUCGAUCGAAAGGGGAAGAUAGAGAGGGGGGGGCUGAAGCAGGGGUUUGGAAACAGGUGCGAGGAAGCAUGGGUGUCGUCAUCGUCAUUAACGCCUUGCCACACGCGUGAACGACAUCCAUCUGAAGUCCGGGUAUCCAGCCAAGAGAGCCGGACGACCGUCUCCAUCUUCGUUGCGGUCGCCAUCUCCAUAUUGAUUGUCGCAAGCACCGACCCAUUGAUAGAAGAAGCUGGUUUUGUCGCUCUCUGUUUGUCUGGUCUGGUAUUUUCACCUUUGUUCUCUUUCUGCACUCCGGCCUCGUCUCUUUCGCUUUCUCUCUCCCGUGUCGCUAGCAUCUCGCUAUGCCGUUGUUUGUUUCGGACAUCGAGUAUGAUGCGGUUCGACAUGAUGUCUCCGCCGUGGUGGCGCGGGCGGACGAAAAAGUGCGGGAGCUGCUCAUUCAGGUGGAGGUGCAAAAAGCCAGAGCGGAUGCGGCGGCGAUUAAUGCGGAACAGACAUGCGCGCUUCUGGAGCAGAAAUACCUGGCUCUCGCUGCCGAACAGUCUCAGCUAGAGCAAGACAAGGAUCAGCUUGCUAGUUCACUAGCGGAGCGCUCCGCCGAGCUGGCGGAAGCGAAGUCGCAAGCGCAGCAACUUCAGUUGGAAGCGGUUCGUCGAGAUGGGGAAGCAGAAAGGCACCAAGUGGAGAUUGCAGAACUCCACAGAGGGAAGCGUGAAUUGCUCGAGCUCACCGAGCAUAAGAAUGCUGAACUGGACGAGAAGAACAGCUCCAUUAAAGCCUACUUGGAAAAAAUUGUUGCCCUUACCAAUGAAAGGGCGAGGGUUGAAGCAGAGUUGCUGGAAGAGCGAGCUGAGGCUGCUCGAGCAAGGGCAAUGCAGGCCAGACUUACGCAGGAGAAAGAGUUGCUGGAUCAACACAAUUCCUGGCUGAAUGCUGAAUUGACUACAAAGUCGGAAGCCUUGCUUGAAGAGAGAAGGAAGAGUGGUGAGGUGGAGGCGGAGCUUCGGACGAAGCUAACUGAGGUGGAUAAAAACUGCAAGGAUGCGAGUGACAUGGCCAAAAGACUGAAAGACAGAGUGAAGGAUCUUGAGAAUCAGCUCAGCCAGACCAGAGAGGAACUCAAAUAUGUCAAGGACGAGGCUGCCUCUCAGGAAGAGCAUUUUACAGGAGAGAUUGCAACGGCUAGCAAGCUUGCUUCACUUUAUAAAGAGAGCUCGGAGGGAUGGUCAAAGAAGUGCAACGAACUGGAGGGUGUUGUUAAAGCCCUUGAGACACACUUGACUCAGAUGGAGACGGAGUACCGCUUGAAGCUGGAGAAGGCAGUAGCGGACAAGGCGGCGGAAGCCAAGGUUUUCUCAGAGAGAAUAUCGGCAAUAGAAAAGGAGGCUGAAGAGGCCAAAGAAGAGCUUGCACAAGUGCGCAGUCAACCGGAGUUGUUAUCCCUUGCAUGGCGGUCACCGGAAGGACCUUCAGAGCCUGGGGAGGGACAGGAACCUCUUGUGGCUGAUUUCCAAGAGGCAAGUUUUCGCAGUCGAGUGCCAGAGAUGUCACAUGCGGCAUUAGCAGCAAGCCUCGUUCGAGAGGGAUGGACGCUGACAACGAUGUAUGCGAAGUAUCAAGAAGCUGCGGAUGCAUGGCGGCAUGAGAAGCAGGAGCGCCUUCACGCUCAGAGCCUCCUCGACAGGGUUUAUUACGAGAUUGAGCAGAAGGCAACGGUGAUCAUUGAGGAAAGAGAAAAGCAUUUCCGAAUGGUGCAAUCUUACAAGAUAAUGGAGGACAAGCUGAAAGAAUCUGCUGCAUUCAAAGGGGAGCUUGAGGCAUCACUCAGGGAGGCUAAGGCACUCGUGCGGGACAGGGAGAGAGAGAUUAAGAGUCUUGAAAAGGAAGCUUCCGACUUGUUGACCCAGCUUGCGUACCUUGUGAAGGAGAAUGCUGCACUUGGCGAGGGGCAAGGCCCAUCUCGGGUGGAGCUGGAGUUGCCUAUAAUGCCGAUGUCACAAGGAGAGGAGAGUGCAGCUGAUGCAGUUAUAUCAGGGCGCCUGUUGACAUUCAAGGAUGCAUACGAUUUGGUGAAAAUAAAUGCCUCACUGAGGAGGUCUCUGAGGGAUCUUGCGCUUCAAAAUGAGACCAAAGAGGAAGAAAUAAAGAAAGCAUUUGAUGAACAAUUAUCCAAGAGAAACGAAGCCAACCGCAAAGCGCUUUUGGAGUUAAAGGAGAGAAUGGAGCAGAGAGAUGAAGCUAUCAAGGCACUCAAAGAACAGUUGGCCAUGUACAAAAGGUUGUACGAUGAUGAAGUGAAGAUUCACAGCUCGCAAGUGCUUGCCAAUGGUAAUGGAGUGGAAGAUGGGGCGUCGCCUGACUAUAGAAGGCUCUUCGAAUCAGUUCAGGAGGAGCUUCAGAAACUGCGUGAGGAGACGACACAGCAAGCAAAAGCUCUGCAGAAGGACGUUGAUAAAGCUAGAGACGAAGCCAGUGCGGCGAGAGUGGAGCGAGGGAAGGCAGAUGGUGAGGCCCGGUUUGCUAAAGAGCAGUAUGAAUCCCUCCAGCGGGCAAUGGAAGACCAGAGAAAGGAAAUGGAAGCAGUUCUUUCGCGGAAUAUGGAAUUCUCACAGCUCAUCACGGACUACCAGAGGAAGCUUCGCGAGGCAUCUCAGGAUGUGGCAAGGGCAGAAGAUGAGGCGCGACGAAAGACAAUUGAAGCAUCUGUGCUUGAGCGGGAAAAGGAACUGCUCAUUUCUGCUGAGACUCGGGCUUCUCAGGAGGCAAAGACUCUUUCUGAGAGGGUGCAUCGUCUACAGGCAGUGCUGGACACUUCUCAAAUUGCGGAGCAAGCUCGUGAGGAAUCUAAAGUUGCGGAAAGACAGCGGCAUGUUGCUGAGGCUCAGCGUUUACAGCGGGAGUGGGUAGAGUCCAAGAAAGAGCUGGAAAUGGAACGGAAUCAUUCAAGGGAUUUGAUAAUUGCACGAGAUAAGGCCGUGGCCGAGGUAAAGGCGAAGCUCGAGGCGGCAGAGGCAGCUUGUGCAAAUGCAGAGAGGGCUUGUCAGGAGACAGAGAGACGGGCAAAAACUGCAGAGAGUCGUGUUGAGGCGCUGCAGCAGGAGUUGAAGGAGGCAGAGGAGAAGCUGGCCGUUCUACAUGCGGGCACAGAGGAUGACUCCAAGGACUCUGAAACAAGCGACAAGGAAGCACAACUAAGCCAGAGUCUAGGGCUUGGGAUGUCCUGGACAAGGACCUUGAAUCCCGACCCAGGACCAACGUCCGACUAAGAAUUUAUUAAGAAACAUACACUUAGAUAAAAGGGUUUACCUUUC